This is a messenger RNA of Closterium sp. Yama58-4, 1797 nucleotides long. Lineage: Eukaryota; Viridiplantae; Streptophyta; Zygnematophyceae; Desmidiales; Closteriaceae. The record is from the annotation of a GenBank genome assembly.
AUGGCGGCGCAUUUGGACUAUCAGUCGUGUCGCUACUCCAGCUGGUGCCCGGACCGCUACGACGCAGAUGAAUGGUAUGAAGCCAUGGACCAGCAAUACGCCAUCGACACAUCAUCAUUAACAUCACAAUCAUCAACAACGGCAACAUCAUCAUCCUAUCGCGCCAACGGCGGCGGGGCUCCCGCGUCGACGAUGCAAGCUUCGCGCCAUAGUAACUACUACUACUACAAUCCAGCUUCGACUACCAUCACCACCAGCGGUCGCACGUCGACGAUGAUGCCACUGAAUACGAUGAUGACGGUUUGCGAGGAUCAGCCGCCAAUUGCUUCGGCCGCCGCAGCUGCAUCCGUUCCGCGUGUUUUGAUUCCGGCGGUAGCACCCGUGACGAACGGUGAUACUAGCCCUGCCGCUGAAGCUGGUGAUGUCGACACAAGUGGGAGGGCGAAUGUAGCGCGCAGGAUGAUGAUGAUGAUGCCGGCCGCAGCCGCGGACGAGGAAGCUGCGAAGCUCUCAAGCCCCUUCGACUGGCGAGAGCUGGAGGCGUCAUGCAGGAAGCUGGACGCGGCCAACAUCCGCAUAACGGAGCUCGACAUCACGUGCCUCGGCAGCCCUACCACCAGCGACUCCGCAUUUGACGCCGGCACUGACGGAGCCUUUGGCAGCAGCGGUGACAGCGGUGGCGGCGGCGGCGGCGGCGGCGACGGGCACAGGUCGCAUGUGCAAGUGCGCUACGGAAUCACGUGCGAGCCCGCAGAUACCUCUUCCUUCUCCGUUACUAGACCCGCUAUCAACGGCGGUGGUGGUGCUACCGUUGGUGACGUGGGCAUGAUGGCUCGUCAGACCCACUCAAGUCAGCCCCGGCACCCCACGCAUAUCUAUGGCUUCCCUCCUGUGCAUCAUAAGCUCCCGCCCGCAGCCGUCCACCACAUGCCACUGCCACCCUCGGUGCACAUGCGAAGGGCUCAGGAAGUCAACACUUCCAGUGACAGGCGGCACAUCAUUGCUCACAGUGCUGCAACCAACAGCAGUACUACUAGUGGCAGCGAACGCAGCAGAGGCAACGGGCCUACUAAUGCUUCAGAUGGGCAUGGCUCCUUCUCUCGCCCGCGCUCUGCAUCCACAAUUGCUGCUCUUUCCUCGAUAAUUGGAGGUUCCGGGGGAUUGCUGGAAGGUAGUGGUGGGUCGGGGACAUUCUCUCUCCGACCAUCUAGUGGGUUCGGCAGCACAGGCUCGGGUUUAGAUUCGGACCCAGUCUCAGGAUGGAGGUUCGGGCCAUCCCCUUCUCGAGGUGCUCCAACCAGCGUUAUGGCUCGACCUGAUAAUGAUGAAUCUUCUAUUUUGGCUGUUCUGCCCGAGUCUGAGGGUAGUGACAAGGCUGCAAGCAGUGACAGCAGCGACAGUGUUCCAGUAUCCUGCGGAAGCUCCAGAAACAGCAGCAGCAACGCCACUGACACUAACAUCUCUGCUGAUGCUGUCAAUGAGAUAGGAACCGAGAACAACAUCAACACCAAGACUGCUGGCACCAUGCCCCGUGUCCAUGCAAGCAGCCCGGAUGCAAACAGCAGUGUUUCCAUUAAAAGCAGUACCCAGGGUCUCAGCAACACCACCAAUGGCACGACAUCGGGAAGUGGUGGAAAGUCGUUCUCUCGUGUGAUGAGGGCGCUUGCAGACCGGUGCCAAAGAGCCUUCACAAUCACACCAGGAAGAGGCCGUGCCCUGAGAAUGACUGCGGCAGUACAGCACCGCAGGUGCAAUAGUAGUGAGAGGUUAGACCAGCUUCACAUAGCCAUGACGUAG